Messenger RNA from Aplosporella prunicola CBS 121167, 1648 nucleotides. RefSeq lists its product as uncharacterized. The record is from RefSeq and is a predicted model, not a curated record. The transcript is spliced from 2 exons. Gene Ontology annotation, molecular function: DNA replication origin binding. Bases 16 to 1425 code for a protein of 469 amino acids. Gene Ontology annotation, cellular component: nuclear origin of replication recognition complex; nucleus. Gene Ontology annotation, biological process: DNA replication; DNA replication initiation. NCBI's taxonomy places the organism in Eukaryota, Fungi, Ascomycota, Dothideomycetes, Botryosphaeriales, Aplosporellaceae.
CAAGCACCAAGCACCAUGCAGCCCGACGACGACGACGCCCUCGCCGCCCUCAACGCCCGCUUCCCAUGCCGCGCGCUGCAGAUCCAGCAGCUCGCUGCCAUCUACCAGCCCUCUCUCCCGAGCCCCCAAACCACCGUCGUCCACGGCCUCGCCGCAACCGGCAAAAGCUCCAUCGUCAACGCCGUGCUGAGCGCGCAUAACAUCACCCACGCUACGGUCCAGGUCCGCGAAUGCGUCACCGGAAGACACUUGCUUGAGCGCGCGCUGCUGGCUUGUUUGGACGCCCUUGAUCUGGAUGGUACAUUGGAUCGAAAGCCGUUCGCGCGCUGCGAGAAUGUCGCCGCAUUGGUGGCGCAUCUGCAGCGCCUGCUCGCAUCGCAAGCGCCCACCCGCCUCGUCCUCGUCUUCGACGACGUCGACCGCGCCCGCGACGUCCCCGCCACGCUGCUGCCAGCGCUGGCACGGCUGAGCGAAGCCGUCGCCCUCCCAGGCGCACUCAGCACCAUUCUCAUCACCGCGGCGCCACUGGGGCCGGCAACCCUGCGCGCCUCGGGCGUCCCGCACGUUGCGUUCCCGGCGUACGCGCGCGACGAGGUGCUCGCGAUCGUGGGGCGCGAUCCCCCCGCCAUCUUUGCAACGCCCCCCUCGCCCAGCAAGGGCUACACGGCGGCGCUGGCGGCCGAGGACGACGCGUGGGUGUGGGGCCGCUUUUUGGGCGUGCUGUGGGAUAGUGCGGGCAGGAGCGCGGCGCGCGACGUGCUGGGCUUUGCGGGGCUGGCGAGACGGCUGUGGCGCCCGUUUGUUGCGCCGAUUGAGGAGGGCGCGUUUGGGACGAGGGAUUUUGCGCGCUUGUUGGUUAAUCGCCGCAGUUUGUUCCAGGGCGAGGAGGGCCUCGUUGAGGGCGUUGUUGUUGCGCCGGCUAGGGGCGCGAAGACCGCGACGGUAACGCACGCCCUCCCCCUCUUCACCAAAUAUCUGCUCCUGGCCGCGUACCUGGCGUCCUACGUGCCCGCGCGGCACGACACGCGCUUCUUCAGCCAGCACAGCGCCGCCAGCGCCGCCAGCAAGCGCAAACAACAACGCACCACCAAGUCCGCGCGCAACGCGCACAAAGCCCGCCGCAGCAUCCCGCGGCAGCACCUGCUGCCGUCGCCUUUCCCACUCGACAGGCUCCUCGCUAUCGCGGCCGCGCUCAUGGGCCCUGACGACGCGGCGCUCGCGGCUGCUGGGCAGGCGGACGUGCUGGCGCAGUUGGCGACGCUGGUGAAGCUGCGCUUGUUGUUGAGGGUGGGUGCCGCUGCUGCCGGGGGGGAUGCGUUGGAUGCGGGCGCGCGGUGGAGGGCUAAUGUUUCGUGGGAGGUUGUGGUGGCGUUGGGGAGGAGUGUCGGGGUGGAGAUGGCGGAGUGGGGCGUUGGUGGGGCGUAGGGGGUUUGUCUUUUGGUGUUUGGGCGGCGUUGUGAGCGCGGUAUGGGUGUUGAGGGCGUUUUUACCUAGGGAUAGAGGCAUAGGCACAGGCAUAGGCUGCGUUGCCUGAGCGGGCGUACUGUAGGAGUUUAAAUACUUGCGUCAAAGAAGUCGGUCCACAAGAGAGAUAGAUGGCAGGCGUACAACCCAGUUAGUCCCCAUAAUGAAUUUUCAGAGCAUGAGU